ACGUGGAACGUCCGCCGAUAGUAGAAAAUCACGCAAUCGUCCAAACGGUAGCUAGAUUUUGUGUACAUAAUUAUUGUAAUAAUGAUGGCAUUGUACGUAAAGUGAACAAGCCGAGGCGAGGCGAGCGGUUGGCGAUAUUUUAACAUCCCGCCUCGUAUAACGAGUAGUGUUAGAAGGCCGCCACUGCCGGCUAGCGGUCUUACAAUCUACUCAUUUAUAAUUUCCGAACGCACCUUAAAAAAACCCGCCAACUUUUUUCAACACUUUUUUCUAUAAACCAGCCAAUUAAAAAUGUUACUUUCACGUUUGCGUUUAAGUAAUGCUAUCUCGGUUUCGCUUUUGUUCGGUUAAUAAAUUUUGACAGUCCAAUGAAAAUAUUUACGUAGGGUGCAGUUUUCGAAAACUUUUAUUGGUUUUCUUGUGAAAUGUGUUAAAAAUGCAAAAGACUGUAAUAAAAAUGUAUUAAAAAUAUGAAACGUUAAGUGUUGUGAUAGUUUUCUGUGCUAUGAAGUUGUUAUGUGACUGCAUAAUUUAUCCAGAUAUAUGAAACAAACGAUGACUAAACGCAUAGCGAUGUAACUCUGUCAUAACGAUACACAAUGGCCAGUAAUAUGCAAUUAGAAAUACUUAAUAAUAUGUGAAAUAUUUAUACUUAGUAGUUAUAAGGCCAGUAUUAGUUUUAAUUAUAUUUAUAUAAUGUACGAACACUGCGAAGACAUCGGAAUGAAGACUUCUUUUAUCUAUCAUACAUUCAGAAGGCAAAGAUAGUGGGAUUGGAACAAAAGUUGCUUAAUGGUGUUUAUGGAUGAAAGGGAGGGCGCGGGGCGUCGCGAAAGCCCCGUGCUGCCCGCUAUGGAGGCGUGUGGCCCGCCUGUCCAGCUGGAGCCGGUGGACCUGAGCAUCAAGCGACGGCCGCCGACGCCCAGGAGACGCGGCAGACCGCUGGGUGGAGGAGCCACUCCAACGUCAACGAAAUUAUUCAGAGAAGAAUCCACGUCCACACACAUGAUAUUCCAAUCAAGCCAUCAAGUACCUAAAAUUAAAGUGGGACCAGAUCUCCGCAGCGCUAGGAAACCAAGACAGCAAGUAAACAGAAUUAAACCACCGACAACUCAGAUCUCACCGCAACAGACCCCGCAAACGCACCAAACGUCACUCGAUCUGUCAAAGAGUUUGACACCUCUCGAAAUGUCAAAGUCGUUUCUCCAACCGAUAUUGCCGUUCGCGCUCCCACCCACACAUAAACCUACAGACGUACACAUAAAAAACUUUUUACUAAACACGGCACUACAGAACGCAUUGACAGGCUCUCUUAACCAAUUGACACAAAGGCGCGCGUUUACGAAGACCGUUACAGAGGAAUGUUCGAAAGAUUACAUUAAUAAUAACAACGAAGAGAUGCAGAAUCGUAGGAGGCUCCAUAAAUGCGACGUGGUUGGAUGUCACAAGGUGUACACGAAGAGUUCACACCUGAAGGCGCAUAAACGGACGCAUACCGGGGAGAAGCCGUACUCGUGCGGCUGGGCGGGGUGCUCGUGGCGGUUCGCGCGGUCGGACGAGCUGACGCGGCACACGCGCAAGCACACCGGCCACCGACCCUUCACGUGCCCGCUCUGCGCACGCUCCUUCGCGCGCUCCGACCACCUCGGCCUGCACAUGCGGCGGCAUUGACGUACUCCCGGGUUUACUUAUCGAGGCUUGAUAACCUCAAAAUUAUAAUAAGGGCAUUACACUUGUGAUUUGUUAAUAUUUUUGCUCAACAAUAAUGACAGUAAAAAUGACAAUAUUUAUUGAUAGAGACUUAAUGACGCUUAGCUCUCUCCAGGCUAAACUCUGAAUGAUGUGUUAUCACUGGUAGAUUAUAGAUAUUUUAAGAUUUAUUGAUGUUUAUUUCAUAGUAUAGUCAUGAGAGAGUAUACAGGGUGUUGGAUAAAGGUGGUAUAAAUUACAAUAAGUAUAUUCAAAGUUCAUUUACAGUUAUUGUUUAUGUUAAAAAAACAUAUAAUUUUCUUGAUUUCAGAGAAGUUUUUUUUUACUGCAGCAAUGAAAUAAAAUCUAAUUUUCAAGACUUGUAUAAAUUAAGGAUUCUACUUUUAUGUUUCCCUUUACCAAUAAACUGGGAAUAAUCUUCUCACAGCACACGACAUUGUCAUGCGUACCACCUUUCUAAAACAUCCUAUAAAUGAGCUUCGAACAGCGCUGAAAUAAAAAAAAACGCGUAAUACGAAACCGCGUAAUUACAAUCACGCUUUAGGAUACCAAGUAUCUUGAAUCUAAGGCAAUAUUAUAAUCGGUUUGUUUUUAUAAUAUAAAGUCCCCAAUGAUAAUUUGUAUGGGUUUGUUCUACACAAAAUUGCGCUUUAUAGAGCUCAUCUUAAGAAACAUUUUGCGUCAUUACAUUUUGCAAUAAUUUUAUCUAAGUAAUUUUAUGAUAGAUGUAAGUUUUUUUUAGGUUAGUUUUCAUUUUUCUCACAGAGAGGUAAUUGACAGUUUCUUUGUACGCUUUUUGAGUUUCUCUUGCAAUGCAAACAUUUUUUGUGAUAAUGGAGAUUUAUUUUUUAUCUGAGUUAAAAAAAAACUCAAUCGGUGCGAAUAAGUCAUGAAAAAUGGGGAAUACUUUGACAUGUAUCACUAAUGACUUCUUCCGCGAAUGUUAGACAUUGAAAUUAAACAUGUUUUACGUAUUUUAUCGCGGUUCUUUUUACUGACGUUUCGAAGAUUUUGCAGCACUCAUGGUAACAGGGCGGACUGCAGUAUUCUUCGUCCGAAAAGUUCACGGAAACUUAAAGAAACGUCAGGAAAAAAAAUAUACUUAACAUGACCCUACGUUUGUUAGCAUGGCAAGGGUCGGCUUAUACAAACACACCGAACUUCGCAACCCUUAAACAAAAACUUGUUUAACUUCAAUGUAUCACUAAGACUGGAGCUGAGUGAAACAUACAGCAAUAUAUUAGAGAGAAAGAGAUAAAAGAAUUCAUUAGCUUCGCCGGCCAAUCCAAUGGAAAAGUUGCAUAAAAUCUUCACUACUUCUAAGGCUGCAUGUCAUCUAGAUUAUGGAAACUAAUUUGGGGUAUAUCGUGUUAGACUACCCACCAGUGCCGAAGGGAACUGGACACAACAUAUAAGUACUAAUAAUGUGCAUAUAUACGGUUUUGGAAAUCUUUCUAAUGAUAAUUAUAUUUUACAUAAAUGACGAAAGGGAAGCCGACAAGAAUUAUGUUGUAUGAACCCUUCUCUUACCCACAAGAGCUUCCAACUUGGAAAUAUGUCUUUAAUUAUAAUUUUCUAUUAUCACAAAAAAAGGUUUGUAUUUAGUUAUAAUAAAAUAGAAAUUAAAGGCAUUAGAUAAACGUAAGGCCAGUAAUAAUAAUACAUUUAUUAAUUUUUUUUAUUAGUUGUAAUAUUUUUUUUUUUAGAUUUUACGGAACGUGAUGCAAACUGAAAUCGUAUGUAAUUGUAUAUGAUUUUAUUUGAAAUGUUUAAGCCAGUGUUUAAUUAAGAAAAGUGCGCAGGUUAGUGAUUUUUUCACUAUUUAAAUCAGCAUAAUAAUUUUCAUUUGGUUUAGAUGUCCAAGGUCGAAAUAAUUUAAGUAAAAAACAAUAUAAUGACUUAAACCAAACUGGAUGAAGGUUUUACAUUAAUUUAAUAAAACGGUUCACGUAAUCAUUAAAAUGUGCUGAAGCAAAUUUCUAAUAAAAUACUGCGCUUUAAAUCAGUAGUUAGAUUAUAUAUAAUAAUAUAUUUUUAUUUCGGGUAUGUUAUGUUAGGGGCCCUAACGGAUUACAUAUUUGGGUAAUAUUGUACGCGUUUAGUGAAACCGCGUAUUAGGAGAACACUGCAAGUGAAUGAUUACUAUAUUAAGGUAUUUUAUACCGAAUGUGUUCAGUUAUGUAAUUUUAUGAGAUAGUGACAUGAUUAUAAAAAAACAUUUUGUGGUCACGUAGUAUAAUGACAGUUUAAAAAAUUAUUACUGUUUGUAAAAAUUAUCUUCUAUUGUAUCCAUUUUUCCCCUUAAUAUUUAAUCUAUAGAUUGAAUUGAUUUUCUUAGUAAAAGUUCUUGUUCCGUCUCUUAUGCAAGAAAUUCAUUUACUGUUUCUUGUCCAUUUUUUCUAUGUCACUAUUUCACAAAAUCAAAACUUGUUAAGGGCAUAAAAAAGUAAGUAAAAAAAAUAUGAAAAAAAAGUUCCGCGAUGUCGAAAAAACAUACAGGGCAUUCGUUGCAAUAUUAGUGGUUAAAAAACUUUUUUUUUGUCCUAUAUAUUAUAUUUUUGUACUUAAUACUAAAGUAUUUUAUAUUGUUAUGAUUAUGGUUGUUUUAUUCUAAAUGUUUAUGGUUUAGUGUCAUUUUCGUAAUAGCUAGGUAAGGUAAGAUUUAACUAUGGGGCCAGUAUACCUGAAAUUAUUAAGUAAUAUUUUUUUAAGAAUACUUGAAGCGUGUACCAUUUUUUUUUGUAAUUUUCGAGGUUUAUAGACAUAAAAAAAAGAAUAAUAAUUAUUUAAGUAUUCAAAUUAAAUAUUUUUCUGAGGCAAAGGUAUUACUUAUAGAAACCUACUAGAAAUGCAAAAAAAUAGUACACGACUCAAAACAUAACGUAUUUUAAUUAUAAAUCAACGGAAAAUGUGAAAAAAAAAUGGUGAUGAUUGAUCUCAGAUUGGUUAUUCUAUUUCUAUGUGUUUAUGUAAAUUUGAUCUCAAAAACUAACAUACAUACAGCUAUCAGUUAUGUAUUAACCGUAAAAUGGGUAUAUAUCCAAAUUGUACUAAAAUAUCGAUUUAGUCCAAAUUAUAAUUAUAAAAAAAUACAUUCCUUUUUUGUAGACUGUACCCUAAAUUUAAUAAUUUUUUAGCAAUCAAUUUCCAAAAAAUUAUGCCCUUAAUUUCUAAAAAGUUAAUUUUUAUUUUUAUGUUUUACCCAUUAUGUAAAUCGCAUACAGUGAAAAGUUGAUUUUUUGCUCUACCUUUUAUUGUCGGUUAGUACAUGACUGAUUUUAAACCAGUCUAUUUUAAAUUUAUUGUAAUUGCAAGCAUUUUGCCGGCCAGUAAUAUAUGCAAUCCGUGUCGGUUGAGAGAUGUCGCUAAGUAAAGCUUUAUGGUAUCAGUGCGGGUCCAACUUGAUGUAUUGUGUUUGUUUGAAGAUUUUUUUUACGCUGAAUGUGAUCUAUCGCUGCAAUGUUCCAACGCAACGGAAUAGAGUAGGCACUAUUCUAUUUUUUUUUUUUUGUAUAAUAAUUUUUUUUUCUUUUAUUCUGUUUACCCUGAAGACAAAUAAAUAGUUUCGAUCAAAAGUAAACAGAAUUUUAUAUUUUGUGACUGGUAUUUCAUAAAACGAGGGAAUAUCGGCAUCAUCAGUUAAUUAAGGACGGGAAAUUGGCAACAUCAGUUAAUUACUUGUUGGUGGUAGGAUUUAUUUUAUAUCCGCUCGGAUAGCGACCGCCGUACACAAGGUGUUAAAACCCGCCAUAAUGGCCCACGAAGUGUGUCGCGUUCCGGGAUCAGCCUGUGUAUAACCGAUUCCAGCAGGCCGGCUUAAAUGAGAAGUAAAAUAAACAUUCAUAUGGCAUCAUAUUUCAUGUCAAUAAGAUCGAGUUUCGCGUGUUUCGCGCAAAUGUCAUGUUAGCCGGCUAAGACGCGAACCCGAAUGGUUGUGUCUACUGCGGAGCAAUCAUCUCUUGUCAGUAGACAUUUUAUUGAACCCCACUCCACUUACCAUUGGGGUAAUGUCGGACCCUUAUAAAAAAUACGUUGUAUAUAGCUCAAACUAAAUACAUAUUGCUAUGCUGUCGUGAUGUCUCUUAACUGACGGUUAAUAUUUAAGAAACCUAUUUUUUUAAUAUAAAUAACGUAGCUAUAGUAUACUGUCUAGUGUUCUUAGUUUUUACAUAUUGAUCUUAUUGAGAAUGAGUUGACGAAUUUCGAGAUAUUAAUUUGUUGGUGAUGUUGCAAAAAAGGAUAUGCACGAGACAAGAGUGAUGAUUUUUGUAGUUUUAAAAUUACUUGUAAUAAUAAUAUCAGCUCUGUAUUAUAUACUGUCUCACUGCUGAGCACGGGCCUCCUCUACUACUGAGAGGGAUAAGGCCUUAGUCCACCACGCUGGCCUAGUGCGGAUUUGUGGACGUCACACACCCUUAAAAUCCCUACAGAGAACUUCUCAGGUAUGCAGGAUUCCUCAUAAUGUUUUCCUUCAACAUUACAGCAAGCGAUAAUUCACAAAGAAUAUAUCUAUUUUUUAAAAGUCAGAGGUGUGUGCCCUUGGGAUUUAAAUCUACGGAAAUUCGUCUCGGCAGUCCGUUCCACAACGUACUAGGCUCUCACCGUUCUUUUUAUGCUUGAUUGAAAAUAGAAAUAAUGUUAUGAAAAUUUAAUUAUGUACGUGGUCAUUCUUUAGCACCGCGUCUCACACUCAGGACAAAAACUUACAGGUAUUUCACACGAUUUUCAAUUUUGACGGUUGCUAUUAUUUAUUUUAGUUUUUUUUUAUAGCUGUUUUUAGCAUAGUCUAGACUCCGAGGUCUAGCGUAUUUUAAUAUUUUGCAAUAUCACUGGUGAUUUUCACUGAAAUUCGACAAUAUGGUGCUGGAUGAGCUAAAUAUAAUGUUACGAAUUAUAAUGAUUCCUAUUUUACAGAGAGAGUUUAAGUUCACGUUUGUACCUAUUUCGUGUUUUUAUAUGGCAAUAAAGUGUUAAAAGUUGG
Messenger RNA from Manduca sexta (tobacco hornworm), 6691 nucleotides. RefSeq names its product Krueppel-like factor 3. The coding region runs from base 793 to 1671 and encodes 292 amino acids. Gene Ontology annotation, molecular function: RNA polymerase II cis-regulatory region sequence-specific DNA binding; DNA-binding transcription factor activity, RNA polymerase II-specific. The record is from RefSeq and is a predicted model, not a curated record. The transcript has 10 exons. NCBI's taxonomy places the organism in Eukaryota, Metazoa, Arthropoda, Insecta, Lepidoptera, Sphingidae. Gene Ontology annotation, biological process: regulation of transcription by RNA polymerase II.